Messenger RNA from Fusarium oxysporum Fo47, 2935 nucleotides. RefSeq names its product WD40-repeat-containing domain protein. Bases 447 to 2582 code for a protein of 711 amino acids. Gene Ontology annotation, cellular component: CAF-1 complex; nucleus. Gene Ontology annotation, molecular function: protein binding. The transcript is spliced from 4 exons. Gene Ontology annotation, biological process: DNA replication-dependent chromatin assembly; nucleosome assembly. The record is from RefSeq and is a predicted model, not a curated record. NCBI's taxonomy places the organism in Eukaryota, Fungi, Ascomycota, Sordariomycetes, Hypocreales, Nectriaceae.
UAUUUCUCAGAUCCAAUCAAUCAGCAACGCUAAACUUCGACUCCCGAUCUUUGUUGUUCUCCGUAGCUCCUAGUUAUCUACCGUACAGCUUGCCUUGGCGUCUAAUCAAAGGCUUUCAAAGGUCCACACCAGCUCCAGCCUGGAGCUCUACUCUCCACCAUCAAACUCGCCCGUUGUUACUCUACUUUUGGCACUACCGUGCCAAUUCCCAUCACUGCCGAUAACCUCGAACAAUUAUCCAGAGUCCACUUUCGCCUUCUUUUCUUCUUUGCAUAUCCACUCUAGGUUCGCGUCAUCUUAUCAUCUUCGACCGUUGAUCUCGUUCGUAUUCGAGCGUGGGAGCCACAGAGCUCUUCAGUCUCUUCUCCCACAGCCUCAAAGGGGCGUCUCCCUACCUCACCUAUGCAGCUUCUACCCUCGUUUGAUCACCUAAACAUAUCAACACGAUGAAAGCUGCUCCUCUAAUCAUCAAUUGGCAUGACCAGAAUGCCCCCGUUUACUCCGCCCACUUCGAGCCGUCUGGAAAGGGACGUUUAGCCACGGCUGGUGGUGAUAAUCAUAUCAGAAUAUGGAGGGUUCAGGUUGAUGGGGAGGACCGUAAGGUCGAGUACCUUUCAACCCUUUCAAAGCACAACCAGGCCGUUAAUGUUGUUCGUUGGGCGCCCAAGGGCGAGCUUCUAGCCUCUGCGGGCGACGAUGGCAAUGUGAUCCUCUGGGUACCAAGCGAAACACCCCAAACAGCAUUCGGAUCCGAUGCCCCGGAAGAUAAAGAGUCAUGGAGGGCAAAGCAUAUGUGUCGAUCUAGUGGCGCGGAGAUCUAUGACUUAGCCUGGUCUCCUGACGGAGUGUACUUCAUCAUCGGCAGCAUGGAUAAUAUAGCACGAAUCUACAACGCUCAGACAGGAACACUCGUGCGCCAGAUCGCCGAGCACAGCCAUUAUGUGCAGGGCGUCACAUGGGAUCCCCUCAACGAGUACAUCGCGACGCAGUCCUCCGAUCGAUCAGUUCAUAUUUACUCUCUAAAAACCAAGGAUGGGCAAUACACCCUCAGCCAAGACGACAAGACUCCUCGACUUGCCAGCCAUAUCAAGGCCGAUCUUCCUCCUCGGCGAAUCUCCUCGAGCAGUCCUGCUCCUCCCGACUUUGGCCAUCGCUCUUCGCUUGCUGUCCUCGAUUCUGCGCCUUCUAUCGGAUCACCUGUGCCUUCUGCACCCGGCACGCCUACUUCUUUCGCGCUUCCCAUGAACCCUCCCAGCGUCGUUAGCCAUAGCCGUCGAUCUUCGUUCUCUUCUCGGCGAUCUGUAUCGCCAGCGCCAUCUAUGCCUUUGCCGGCCGUCAUGCCUAUGGACCCCUCUCCGAAACCAUCGUCAACGUUGAGCAGCGGGUUGGGAAUGAAGAAUGCGAACCUCUAUGCCAAUGAGACGCUCACGUCCUUUUUCCGACGACUCACAUUUACACCAGAUGGCAGCUUGCUAUUAACUCCAUCGGGACAGUACCAAAACCAACACCAGGCUGAACGAGACGCGAAACCUACUUAUGAAGUGAUUAACACGGUCUAUAUUUACACGCGUGGUGGUAUUAACAAACCCCCAAUUGCCCAUUUGCCGGGCCACAAGAAGCCCUCGGUCGUGGUAAAAUGUUCUCCGAUAUUCUACACACUGCGACAGUCUCCUCCUGUCACGCGCAAUAUAACCAUUGACACAUCAUCUUCAGAGGAGCCUAUUCCAUCCCUUCCAGAACCUCUUUCGAAGCCAUCCCCAGCUCCUUCUGUCAUGGAUCCACCUCCUCCACCCUCAACCACAUCAGACGCAAAGACAUCGGGUUCAGAUACGGCUUCGGCUACACCAGGCCCAAAGCCUGCCUUUUCCCUGCCUUAUCGCAUGGUCUACGCAGUGGCUACACAAGACUCGGUCCUACUUUACGAUACUCAGCAAAAGACCCCUAUCUGUGUCGUCAGCAAUCUUCAUUGCGCUACCUUUACUGACCUUGCAUGGUCAAGCGAUGGUCUGACUUUAAUGAUCUCGUCUUCUGAUGGAUUCUGCUCAACACUAUCCUUUGCAGCUGGAGAACUGGGUGAAGUCUACAAGGGUGAAGUCGGUCCGCCCAAGUCGCAAACAGGGACCUCGUCUAAUCAAAGCACUCCCAUGCCUACCCCAACGACCGCGUUUGCUCCGCCUUCACCCUUUCCUAACGGCUCGCAUCACCACCAUCGCAACUCGGCGAGCUCUUUUACUGCCCCUUCGCCCCCCCAGUCAGCUUCACUUAUUUCUCAACGUCCCUCAUCUCCUGCGAGAUCGAAUUCGACGUCUUCAAUUGCGACUAUCACUACACAGGCCAGCACUGUGCCCGCAGCCGGUGUAGUUACCAAUCCACCUCUGAUUUCUGGCAAUGUUCCAGGCAUUGCAGCAGCAAAUUCUGGCAAGGUGACUGGUGUUCCGCUCACAACACCUCCUGAGACUCCUCGAAGUACCACAGGCAGUGUUGCGGGCACUAAGCGCGACGCCAGUGAAGGCGAAAAGGAAGACGGCAAGGAGCCCAAGAAGAGGCGAAUUGCUCCGACUCUGGUGGAGCCCAAAAGUUAGGCUUCAAGACGUGCUGAAAGGGGGUAUAAUACUGCUAUUUCAAAAGUAUGUUUUUUCUUUGUUUCUGCAGUGACAGGGUUGGGUGUGAUUCGGUCUUCACAGACAUGUGGAUCCGCGAUUUAGCAAGCAUGGGAUGGCGUUUGAUGAGUCUGGUUGAGACGGAUUGAUUUACAUGGGAUUAUGGCGAGGUGGUCGUCCUGGCCAGUCUAUGGGAUAUGAUCUCCGCCAGGUAUCAAGGUAGACGAGCUAUACAGCCAUGCACUCGGAUGGGAAAAUGGGAACGUGGCACAAGCCUAGGUAUUAUGUAGUCUACACAAUAAAUUUUGAUAGUCUGUUCAGACACUGCGCAUGUC